AUGUACGAAGGGAUUGACAACCUGAAAUCCCUUUACGACCGUGCCGGGAAGACUUUCUCCGGCGGUCCUUCUGCGGCACAGGAUGUGUCGCGUCGUACUGCUCGACCAGACCCAGUACGUCAACCAUCAAUUGGGAGCGGGGCUCCCAAGAAUCCCAGGACGGGGGAUAGCCGCGCCACCGGACGAGGUAACUCGUCCGACGUCCGUUCACGUCGCGGUGGUUCAACAGCUGCUCUACUAGAUAGCGCUGGCCACCGCGAGAGUCCUCUAAUGGAGGUGGAGGAGGAGGAAAGACGCUCUCCACACGAUCAUGUGGAUCGGUGUGUUCCCGAGAGCUUCUUUGAUCGCGUAACGCAAGGGUUACGCGACGAUCUCGAGCAUGAGCGGAAUAGGCGUCUCCAGAUGGUGGACACUGCCUCGAAGCAUCGAGCUGAGUUUGCCUUUGCUCAGCUUGAGAACGAGAGAUCUCUGGCAUCUCUUCGUGACGAGCUAAGGGUAGCUCGUGGGAUUGUUGAUCGGUCUCGGGCUGAGAUAACUGCUCUUCAGACCCUUGUUGAUGCCCACCAUCGGGAGCACAAGGCUCUCUGCGAGAUGCUUGAGCGCAAGGGCGUUCUUCAUCGGAAGAAGCAGCGUACUGAUGGUACGGCUUAA
Molecule: messenger RNA, 651 nt
Organism: Peronospora matthiolae
Lineage: Eukaryota; Oomycota; Peronosporomycetes; Peronosporales; Peronosporaceae
Source: the annotation of a GenBank genome assembly